Messenger RNA from Fimicolochytrium jonesii, 7107 nucleotides. RefSeq lists its product as uncharacterized. Bases 1 to 7107 code for a protein of 2368 amino acids. Gene Ontology annotation, molecular function: zinc ion binding; single-stranded DNA 3'-5' DNA exonuclease activity; DNA-directed DNA polymerase activity. The transcript is spliced from 16 exons. Lineage: Eukaryota; Fungi; Chytridiomycota; Chytridiomycetes; Spizellomycetales; Powellomycetaceae. The record is from RefSeq and is a predicted model, not a curated record. Gene Ontology annotation, biological process: nucleotide-excision repair, DNA gap filling; mitotic cell cycle; DNA replication. Gene Ontology annotation, cellular component: epsilon DNA polymerase complex; nucleus.
AUGACGUACGGUAGCAGAGGCAGAGGGCGAGGAGGUGGCGGUGGAGGAGGUCGAUGGCGCUCGAGAGGCAACGGUCAUAGUGGGGGCGGCUACAACAAGCGGCCGUGGCAGAAACGGACAGGAAGAGACUUCAGCAAUAACGGACAGCAGUUAGCAGAAACAGUGGCGAACGACCCGGAGGUUCAGGACGCCGAGACGAGAGCAACCGCUGUCAUUGCGAAUACCACUACCACAAACGAAGGCAGCGAUAUCCCCGUGGAAGAGUCAUGGGCUCGUAUCGAGGAAAUACGGGUCACGGACGAGUUGGACGAAAACAUGGGCUUUUGGAGAUACCGAGAAGGGCCAGAGAAGCUCGGCUGGCUAGUCAACAUGCACCCUACAAUGGUGCUCGACGGAGAAUGGGGUUCUGGAAAAUCUGCCGUCGAUUUGUACUUCUUGGAGGAAGACGGCGAAACUUUCAAAGCAACAAUCCUAUAUGAGCCAUACUUCUAUGUUGUGUGCAAGGCUGGAACCGAGGCAGACGUGGAGGAGUACAUACAACGCCGCUUUACAAAUCUCGUGCUCUCGGUCGAGAGGAAAGAGAAGGAAGAUCUGAAACUCGCAAAUCACUUACUCGGGCACAAACGCACAAUCCUGAAACUCCGCUUCUGGAACACCCAAAACCUCAAUGUCGUGCGGAGAACAUUCCUACAAGCGGUCGCAAGCAACAAACGGAAAGAGGAGACUUCUGGCACAUACGAUGUCGUCGCCGAAUUAGGAGGCGAGUUCGGCCAAGCACAAGAAUCAAGCGCUAACCUCUCCAAUCGCGACGUCCUCGAUUUCGUACUCGACGUGCGGGAACACGAUCUGAUGUACUACGUCCGUGCCGCUAUCGACUGCGACCUGAGAGUAGGACUAUGGUACAACGUCCGAGCCCACCAAGGCUCCAUAACCAUCGAGCCGCGCCCCGAUAAAGUCAAACGUGCCGACCCCGUAGUCCUCGCCUUCGACAUCGAGACGACUAAAUUGCCGUUGAAGUUCCCUGACGCGAAUAUUGACUCGAUUAUGAUGAUUUCGUAUAUGAUUGAUGGACAGGGAUACCUGAUCACAAACCGCGAAAUCGUCUCAGACGACAUCGACGAUUUUGAAUAUACACCGAAACCCGAAUUCGACGGGCCGUUCACGAUCUUCAACGAGCUGGAUGAGGAAGCCCUCAUCCGCCGCUUCUUCGAACAUGUCCGUGACGCCCGCCCAACCAUCAUCGUCACAUAUAACGGCGACUGGUUCGAUUGGCCUUUUGUGGAGACCAGGGCGGCUGUGUAUGGGCUUAACAUGAAGAAGGAAAUCGGAUUCGGCAAAGAUGACAGCGGCGAAUACAAGAGCUCGUAUGCGAUUCAUAUGGAUGCGCUGUGUUGGGUUAAGCGGGAUAGUUACUUGCCGCAGGGGAGUCAAGGGUUAAAGGCUGUUACAACCGCUAAGCUCGGCUAUAACCCCAUGGAGCUCGACCCUGAGGACAUGACGCGAUUUGCAUCAGAACAACCCCAAGUCCUAGCCCAAUACUCCGUAUCCGACGCCGUCGCGACCUACUACCUGUACAUGAAAUACGUGCACCCCUUCAUCUUCUCGCUGUGCAAUAUCAUCCCGAUGAACCCGGACGAUGUGCUGAGGAGGGGGAGUGGGACGCUUUGUGAGGCGCUGUUGAUGGUGGAGGCGUUUAAGGUGAAUGUAUUAAUGCCAAACAAGCACCAAGAGAAAGUAGGACAAUUCUUUGAGGGACACCUUUUGGAGAGCGAGACGUAUGUGGGUGGGCACGUGGAGGCGCUCGAGGCGGGCGUGUUUAGGAAGGAUUUGCCGUGCAAGUUUCGGUUGGUGCCUGAGGCUUUUCAGCAGUUGAUGGAUGAGGUGGAUGCUGCGUUGCAGUUUAGUGUGGUUGUGGAGGGGAAGCUUUCUAUGGAGGAUGUUGCGAAUUAUGAUGAGGUCAAAGCCCAAAUCCUCAGCGCCCUCGAAAACCUCCGGGACCUCCCGAACCGUCUCGAAAAGCCGUCCAUCUACCACUUAGACGUCGCGGCCAUGUACCCCAACAUCAUCCUCACCAACCGUCUCCAACCCGACGCCCUCGUCUCCGAAGAAAUGUGCGCCGCCUGCGACUUCAACCAAGGCCCCGGCAGCACCUGCCAACGCCCCAUGACCUGGUCCUGGCGCGGCGAGUACUUCCCCGCCAAACGCAGCGAAUACAACAUGAUCCGCAACCAAAUGGAGCAGGAAAAAUUCCCGGGCCGAUUCCCUACCGACCCGCUCCGACCCUUCCAUGAGCUCCGACCCGGUGAACAGCAUGCGGCGAUCAAGAAACGGUUGAGUCUUUAUUCAAGGAAGGUGUAUAAUAAGAUCCAUGAGACCAAGAUUGUCGCGAAGGAGAGUGUGGUGUGUCAGCGGGAGAACCCGUUUUAUGUGGAUACCGUGAGAGCGUUUAGGGAUCGCCGGUAUGAGUAUAAGGCGCUGUUGAAGACGUGGAAGGGGAAGAUGGAUGUGGCGGCUGCUGAGGGGAAUUUGACGGGCGUGGAUGAGGCGAAAAAGUUGAUUGUGGUUUAUGAUUCGUUGCAGUUGGCUCAUAAGUGUAUCUUGAACUCGUUCUACGGAUACGUGAUGAGGAAAGGCGCCCGGUGGUACUCGAUGGAGAUGGCCGGCAUCGUCUGUCUCACAGGCGCCAAGAUCAUCCAACUCGCCCGCGCACGCGUCGAACAGAUCGGCCGCCCACUCGAGCUCGACACGGACGGGAUCUGGUGCAUCUUCCCGCAAACCUUUCCGGAGAACUUUGCCUUCAAACUGAAGAACGGCAAAGUGUUCCCGAUCUCGUACCCCUGCGUCAUGCUCAACCAUCUCGUGCAUGAUCAGUUCACGAAUCACCAGUACCAGGAUUUGUCGGAUCCGGUUAGGAAAACGUACGCGACUCACAGCGAGAACAGUAUCUUCUUUGAAGUCGACGGGCCGUACCGCGCCAUGAUCUUGCCCUCCAGUACCGAGGAGGAUAAGUUGCUGAAGAAGCGGUACGCGGUGUUCAACGACGACGGGACGCUCGCGGAACUGAAAGGGUUUGAGGUUAAGCGCCGUGGGGAGCUGAAGCUGAUCAAGAUCUUCCAGAGUCAGAUCUUCAAAGUGUUUCUGGAGGGCACGACGUUGGAUUCGUGUUACGAGGCCGUCGCGGCGGUGGCGAACCAGUGGUUGGACAUUCUGUAUUCGAAGGGCGCGCAUCUGGACGACAACGAGCUGUUUGACCUGAUUUCGGAAAAUCGGAGCAUGAGCAAGAGUCUGGAGGAUUACGGCGCGCAGAAGAGUACGUCGAUCAGUACCGCGAAACGAUUAGCGGAGUUGUUGGGCGACGAGAUGGUAAAAGACAAAGGCCUCAACUGCAAAUUCAUCAUCUCGGCCAAACCGCACGAUAUCCCCGUCUCGGAACGCGCCGUCCCCGUCGUCAUCUUCCAAACCGAAGCCUCGGUCCGCAAACACUUCCUCCGUAAAUGGCUGAAAGACAACUCACUGACGACGUUUGAUAUCAGAGAGAUUCUGGACUGGAAUUACUAUUUGGAGCGGUUUGGGAGCGUUAUCCAGAAAUUGAUUACGAUUCCGGCUGCCAUGCAGGGCGUGGGCAAUCCCGUGCCGAGGGUUAAGCAUCCGGAGUGGUUGGCUAAACGGGUUGCCAGUAAGGACGAUCGGACGAGGCAGUAUCGGAUUACGGAUAUGUUUCGGAGGGGGGUUGUUGGGGAGGGUGAUGGGGAUGCGGGGAAGGGGAUGGAGUUGGAUGUUGGGGAGGAGGACGAUGAAGAAGAUGCAGCGCAGGGGGAGAGAGGUGCGAUUCAAGAUAUGGAGGAUUUCGGUGGCGACAAACGACCCGUGCAAGCCGUUGCGAUGGUCAACAAGUCGACCAGUGUACUGGGCAAGCGCAAGAAACGGGCGCAACAGCAACCCGUACGGUUUGAAGAAGACUACUCGACCCUCCCCGCGCGCGACCAGCCGCAGAACUGCCCGGACCCGAGCGAAGAUUACGAAGCGUGGCUGGAGUUCCAGAAGCGGAAGUGGAAACGACGACGAGCGCAUCGGGAGCGGCUAGCGUCUGGGUUUGGCGCGUGGAACGCGACGCAGCAGGAUAAAGCGGGGCAGCCGUUGAAUGUGCAGAGCUUCUUCAGGCGGCAGACGGGGAAUAUCCUCCGGUCGACCUGGCAGGUGCUGUCGAUUGCUGAGACGGAUAUUCCGGGCGAUUUCAAGGUCUGGGCGUUGGUUGAGGGGCAGUUGCAUGCGAUCAAACUUUCGGUGCCACGGACGAUCUAUGUCAACAGUCGGAUACCGGACCCGGACGAAGACACCAACCGAGUCGGACUGCAGAUGACGCGCCGAGUGCGUACCUUACCUCGCUCCCACCCGUGCCUGUUCCUGUACGAGAUGACGAUGUCGGAAGUCUUCUACCGCGAGAACGCGGGGAUGUUUGCCUCGAUGGCGAACCACCAGCAGAUCGAGGGUAUCUACGAAACACAGGUCCCGCUCGAGUUCCGCGCGCUGAUCAAGCUCGGGUGUAUGGCGAAAGUCGACGAGAAACGGAUUGCCGGUGGACGUGGAUUGGAGGAUGGGUUUGCGUUGGGGGAAGUUGUGCACCACCAGGCGGAUUUCGCGAGGACGUAUUUGACCAGUGGCGACGCGUUGCAGUAUGUGUACCUGUUCCAUGCGGGGAGCGGACAGCGCGGCGUGUGGGGCGUCUUUGCCCCUGCGAUGGGACGGGCGUGGGUGUUUGUCACCGACCCGGCGCAGAACAAGGACGCGAUCCCAAAUCUGAAGAGGGUGUAUCGGGAGCGGUUGCAGGAGGUGCGGGAGCAGGCGACGCAGGAGGACGUGAGUGCAUCGCAGACGGCGUCGCAGAGGAAAGGGGCGAUGGAGCGCGAUCUUGUCGAGUAUGCGGACAGUGUGGAGUUUACGGUUGCGAUACAUGCGGACGAGGCGGCGACGAUUGCGGGCGUGAAUAGGACGUUGAGGGAUUACCAGGCCCAACGACGCGGGCCGACGGUGCUGGCGCUGCAGUCGCAUCGGGACACGAAGCAUUUGAGGAUGGAUGGGUUGUCGUUGAUUCAGGACUUCCCGGUGGUCUGUAUCCCCACCUACCACAAGGAUACGGCGUUCCCCGCGUUGGGGUGGCAGCAAUACGCCUGCACGCGGAUGCUGGGGCAUUACCUGACUCUGAAUGCAUUUCUCAAAGAACGCAUCGCCCUCGCGCGGUACGCCGACGUGCCCUUCUGCAACCUGCCCGACGACUACACGUCGUUCCUGGCUGAUCUCGGCCUCGCGCGGCGGAUGACGCGCGCGGACAUGAUCCUCUGGUACUCGGCGUCUGAGAAACCGGACCUGGGCGGACGCGAGCAGGACGACAACCGGUUCGAGCUAGACGAGCUGGUCAACCCGGAGAUCAACGUGCCCGGAUCGUACCAGACGGUGUGCGUGGACGUGCAGAUCCUUGAUUUCGCGCUGAACACGUUGAUGCAUUCGAGUAUGCUGCACGACGUUGAUGAUGCGAGUGGCGCGAUCGGGUCCAGUUUCCAGCAGGUCGGGCAUCUGAUGGAUGAGUAUGCCAAGCCGGGCGAGGAUGGGACUGAGGAGGUUGCCGGGAAUGUGGACGAGAGUCAGGUCACGCCUGCGACCUUCAGUGUGCUGAAAUCGAUGGUGAUGGGAUGGGCGGACGAGGUGCGCCGCCGCAAUCGGUUCGCGUCGUACCUGCUCGAGCACCUGUACCGGUGGCUGACGACCUCCUCGUCGCGGAUGUACGACCCGGCGUUGUUGGCGUUGGUGCAUAACCUGAUGCGCAAGGUGUUCGUGAAGCUGAUUGCGGACCUGAAGAAACUCGGCGCCCGGAUCGUGUUUGCGAGCUUUGACCGGAUUGUGCUCGCCACCAACAAGACGGAUAUUCGGACCGCGGUCGGGUACGGCGUGUAUGUCCUUGAGGCGCUGGGCAAGAAGACGAUUUUCGAGACGCUCGAGUUGAAGCCGGAGCGGUACUGGACCUUUUUGCUGUGGAUGGACUCGCAUAACCAUGGCGGGCUGCAGUGCAAUAACGCGGACGAGUUGCUGGCGGCACGGAAAGCGGCUGUGAAUCUGAGAAUCGAGGAUCGGAUAGCAGUGAAGCCGGAUAUUGGAGCGGAUAUGGACUGGAAUAUCGGCGAGUACCUACCCCCCGCGGUGCAGCGCAAGUUUCUGAAGAUCGUCGCGGAGUAUAUCUACGAGGUGCAGAGUUUCACGGAGCGGGCUAUGCUCCACGGCGCCGGCGGCGGAGAGGUCCCCCAUGCCGUGUGGGACCCGAGCAAGCCGUCGCCGUUGACGGAGAUGUUGCGCGGGUUGAUUCGCUCCAAAUUGAAAGACCGGAUCUUGAAGUUGUUGCCCGACAUGGUUCGCAAGCGCGGCGGCGGCGGCGGCGACGCGAACGACGACGACGCGACCGCAUACACGUUCCCAACGCUCCCCGGCUCACACCUCAAGAUGGUCAACCCGGCCCUCGAGUUCGCGAAAUGCAUCUGCGCGGUGCUAGCCCUCAACGGCGACCUCGAACGCGAGGUCCGUGUUCUGAAAAGCAACCUGUUGAGUCUGGCGGGUUCGCAGGGCGAAUUCAGCGACGAGGCGGACUUUGUGAACCCGUGUGAGCCGUUCCGCCUGCCGCAGGUCAUCUGCGGGUUCUGUAACCAUUGCCGGGAUCUGGAUCUGACGCGGGAUCGGGAUCUGUUGCCGCGGUAUCUGAACGAUGAGGGUGGUGAGAAUAUGGAUCCCAACACGGGAUCUGGGAGUCAUACGACAACGACACCAUGGACAUGCCCCGCCUGCCAAACCCCCUACGACCCCCUCGCGAUCGAACAACGAUUGAUUGAAGUCCUCCAACGACGUCUCGCGGCGUGGCAGCAGCAAGAUGUGGCCUGCACGCGGUGUCGAAUGGUCAAAGCGGAGGAUCUGAGAGAGCAUUGUGCGGCGUGUUCGGGGGAUGUGAAGACGGUGUGGGCCAGAGAGGAGUUUGUGAGGCGGACGAGGGUGUUUGGGAAUAUUGCGCGGUUUUGGGGGAUGGGCCUUUUGGGGGAGAUUGUUGGGUGGGUAUUGACUGUUAUUUAG